Messenger RNA from Elgaria multicarinata webbii, 1884 nucleotides. RefSeq names its product vomeronasal type-2 receptor 26-like. Lineage: Eukaryota; Metazoa; Chordata; Lepidosauria; Squamata; Anguidae. The record is from RefSeq and is a predicted model, not a curated record. Gene Ontology annotation, biological process: G protein-coupled receptor signaling pathway. The transcript has 6 exons. Gene Ontology annotation, molecular function: G protein-coupled receptor activity. The coding region runs from base 1 to 1884 and encodes 627 amino acids. Gene Ontology annotation, cellular component: plasma membrane.
AUGGAGAAGAUCUCCACGGCCAUCAUGAACUUCCCCUUGGUGCUCAGGACAAUACUUAAGAACUACCAGCACUUCCUCGCCUUUGUAUUCACCAUCACUGAGCUCAACAAUGAUCCAACCCUCCUUCCCAACACAACACUCGGCUUCCGCAUCUUUGAACACAAGGAUAUUAUCCGAAGGAUGCAUGAGAACAGCCUCUCUCUGCUUUCCACUCGGGGACAACGGAUUCCCAAUUAUAAAUGUAGCAGGAAGGAUAAACUCCUUUCCAUUAUUGGGGGACUCGACUCCCAAUCUUCAAGGGAGAUCGCAUCCUUAAUGGGCAUCUACAAGAUCCCACAGCUCGGUUAUGGCUUCUUUGACAAUACUGAGGAAGAGAAAAAGGCAUUUCCUUCCUUCUAUCGGAUUGAUCCCAACGAAAUUCCUGAGUAUGUGGGCUUAGUCCAGCUGCUCCUGCAUUUCCACUGGAACUGGAUUGGGCUGGUUGCUCCCAGUGAUGAACGUGGUGAAAAUUUCAUCCAGUCCCUGAUGCCAAUGCUCAAGCAGAAGGACAUCUGUGUGGCCUUCACUGAAAUGUUCAAGUCAACGGACCCGCACCAUCGUCAGCGAAUCAAAACUGGGUCUAUUCCUAGUUCUUGGUUUGAACCCAAAAUUCUUGUCCCUUUGGUGACCGUCCGGUUUAAUAACAGUGCCGGGGACGAAGUCUCUUUCACAGAAACUGGCAAGAGAUACAAUAUCCUGAAUUGGACCAUCUUCCCAAAUGGAUCUGUUUGUCCUGUGAAAGUUGGAGGAGUGGAUUCAGGGGCACCCAAAGGCCAAGAAUUAAUCAUUCAGCCUGAUGCGAUCGUGUGGGCUACGGAGACACCUUUUGCAAGGUGUGUGGAGAGGUGUUCUCCAGGGCACAGGAGAAAAGUUCCAGAGGAGAAGCAGGUUUGCUGCUACAGAUGUGACCGUUGUCCGGAUGGGACUAUUUCUAACUCAACAGAUGCGGCUCGCUGUGUCCCAUGCCCAGAAGAUCGACAUGCAAACAGGAACCAAGACCAGUGUAUCCCCAAGAAGGUCCACUUCCUUUCCUAUCAAGAGAUAUUGGGGUUUGUUUUAGCAUCUCUGGCUCUUUUCCUCUCUCUCAUCACACUCCUUGUGCUAGCAACCUUCAUUCAACACCGUGACACACCAAUUGUCAAAGCCAACAACCGAGACCUCACCUACGUCCUCCUCGUCUCCCUCCUGCUCUGCUUCCUCUGUUCCUUCCUGUUCAUCGGACGACCCACAAAGGUCACCUGUCUUCUCCGACAAGUUGCCUUCGGUAUCACCUUCUCUGUUGCUGUUGCUUCCAUUUUGGCAAAAACUGUCAUGGUGGUUCUGGCCUUCAUGGCCACCAAGCCAGGAAACAUGGCAAGAAAACUCAUGGGGAGACAAUUGACAAACUCCAUUGUCCUGGCCUGUCCCCUCAUCCAAGUUCUUAUCUGUACUAUAUGGCUGGUGACCUCACCUCCAUUCCCAAACUUGGACUUCCACUCCCUGGCAGGGGAGAUCAUAGUGGAAUGUAAUGAAGGGUCUGACACCAUGUUUUACACUGUCUUGGGCUACAUGGGCUUCUUGUCACUCAUUAGUUUUACUGUGGCUUUUCAAGCAAGAAAAUUGCCCGACAGCUUUAAUGAAGCCAAGUUUAUCACCUUCAGCAUGCUGGUCUUUUGCAGUGUUUGGAUCUCCUUUGUGCCUACCUACCUGAGCACUAAGGGGAAGACCAUGGUGGCCGUGGAGGUCUUCUCCAUCUUGGCCUCUGGUGCUGGUCUCCUGGGUUGCAUCUUUCUCCCCAAAUGCUACAUUAUUGUGCUGAGACCCAAUCUCAACACGAGGGAUCAUCUAAUAAGGAAACAGAAUUGA